UGGUAGAAGAGAUGAAAGCGUUGCACAUGCGCAGUGGCCUCAACUGCAGAAAGGUCAAAAGGUGGAGGAGUACCUGCCGUUUGCCUACGUCACACUAACGUCACUCAACACUGGGCUAUCAUUGGUUCAUAUCAAUUCAUCUCUUCUCCCACAGUGGCCAUAUUUGUUGAUGUGUCACAUCAAAGUGACUUGUUGGGGCGAUCAGCUGGGCGGACAGCAGGCUCAAAGUUCACCAUUACCCCGAUUAACGGCAAAUUGAAAUACACAUGGAUUUAUCGCAAUCGAUUUAAACCAGAGAGGGCCCAUGGAGCAACCUGGUCCUGCCUCAGAUGCGCACAUGAUGGAAGGAUCUGAGGCUGAAUCUAUUUCAGAGGGAUCACCCCCGCUGAAUCAGCUUCACAACAGCACAUCUAAUGUAGAACAGGAGGAGCAAAUCUCCGACAGCGGCGCAGAUGAGACAGAGAAGUGCAGUCAGGCAAAGGAUGAAGUGCAGCUUGACAGUGAAUUAAUCAAGACUACAACAGAUGUUCAGAUGGACACAAAGACGGAGCUAGAUGCUCAAACAUACAAUCAGGAACAGGUAGAGGGGAGUGAGCUGGCUGCUGAUAACGGUUGUGAUAGCAGUACAGUUUCCAUUGAAGAAGGAAAACCUCCUUUUAGUCUUUCAAAUGAGGCAGGUGGCGCUUCGGUAGCCCCAGUCACCACUUUUGAUGAUGUGGUAGAAAGCUCACCCGCUGUUCUUGAAGGAACAAUAGAAACCUUAUUGACUUUUGAUGAAGUGAAGGAUUCUGAUCCCACCGCUCAAAACAGCAACGAGCAGCCAUCAGUCUUGGUUACAAAUUGUUACACAGAGCCCCCACCUGCUGAUGACAGCGGAUUAGUUAAGAGCCUGUCAUCCUCCUCCGUCCAAAGGGCUUCCAAAAACUCACCCACCGACUCCACAACCACCUCCGGGAUCUCUAACGGCCCCUCCACUCCCAGUUCCGACACCGUCAGCUCCUCGCUCGCUUCCAGCCCUCAAACCAGUGCCAACACCUCAGCCCCCUCGCAUUCCUCAUCAAGCCCGUACGACACAGAUUGCAGCCGAAAGCUUAUUUCCCAGAUCCAGCGCUCGCUGUCGCAGGAGUCGCUGCUGGAUGAGCUAGAGUCGGAGCUGUUGGCGUGUCAGCUGCCUGAGGGUGAGAGCGAAGGCGAGAGGAAAGGCAACCCACCUGUCAAUGGACUCCCCGCAGACCAGGAGGGCUGCAUGGUGGUGUUCGAGAAGUGCGUCCAAUACAAGUACGCACAACAGGAAAAAGCUAUUCAGAGGUUGCUCGAGGAGAACAAGAGACAUCAGGAGCUGAUUCUGGGUAUCUGUUCAGAAAAAGACACCAUGAAGGAAGAGCUGAAAAAGAGGGCAGAGACAGAAAAGCAGCACAUGGCCACCAUUAAAAAGUUGGAGGGCAGGGUGGAGGAGCUGCUGAAAGAACUGAAGGAGUCUAGGGACAAACUGAUUCAUCAGGACCAGGCUGCUAAAGCUGCCCUCCAGCAGAUGCAGAAGGAAAUGACCUACCGACUUGAACAGGUCAACAAGAAGUGUGACGAGGCACGCCAAGAGAAGGAGGCUAUGGUGAUGAAAUACGUGCGGGGGGAGAAGGAGGCCCUCGACCUGAGGCGGGAUAAGGAGAGUUUGGAGAAGAGGCUGAGGGAGGCUACCAAGGAGGUGGACCGCCAGGCCCUCCGAGGGAACCAGCUGGCCCAGGAGAAAGGCCGGCUGCAGCAGCUUUAUGAUGCUAAGGAAGGGGAGGUCAGUAGGUUUACUCGAGAGGUGGAAAAGUUGAAGGAAGAGAUCAACUCGCAUCUUAUCAAGGUCAAAUGGGCUCAGAACAAGCUUAAGAGUGAGGCGGAUGCCCACAAGGAAACUAAAGACAAGCUGAGGGAGACCACGUCCAAAUUGGCCCAGGCCAAAGAAGAGACUGAGCAGAUCCGCAAGAACUGCCAGGACAUGAUCCGAACAUACCAGGAAUCGGAGGAGCUCAAGUCCAAUGAACUGGAUGCUAAACUGAGAGAGACCAAAGGAGAGCUGGAGAAACACAAGCAGGAACAAACAGACCAAUUAGAGGUCCACCGAGUAAAGGCCAAAGAGCUGGAGGACCUGAAGAGGAGUUACAAAGAGGGCAUGGAUGAGCUCAAUACUCUACGCACCAAGUUAAAGUGUCUGGAGGACGAGCGUCCACGCUGGGAGGACGAACUGUCAAAGUACAGAGAGAUCAUCAACAGGCAGAAAGCUGAGAUUGGUCGCCAGAGAGAAAAGCUGGAAGAGAUCACUGCACUCCAGGAUCAGCAAGAACGCGACAAACAAGAGAUCACAUCUCUUCGUGAGGAAGUGGACGGCUUGACCAACCAGAUGGCUGACCUCCACCGUGACGUACAAGGCAGCAGGGAGCGUGAGGCCGAGUUAUUGGGCUUCACUGAAAAACUGAGCAGCAAGAACGCUCAGCUCCAGUCGGAGAGCAACGCGCUGCAGUCUCAGCUGGAUCAGCUCUCCAGUAGCUUCACGGAGCUCCAAGCAAGGCUGGAGGAGACGAACAGGCUGCUAGAUGAUAAGUCACGACAGCUGAAACGGGAAGAAGUGCUGAGGCAGCAGGAGGUGCAGGGCCUGCAGGAGGAGCGGACAGCGCUGCAGACAGAAGUGGCCCAACUGAAAACGCGAGUAGAAGAGCUGAGAGAUGAGCUGGUGACUCAGAAAAGGAAACAAGCUGCCAACAUCAAGGACCUGACGAAACAGCUAACUCAGGCCCGUAAGAGACUGGAGCAGGUUGAGAAUGGAGGCUGCGAUCGGGAUGUCAGCAGUAUGGGGAGUCGGUCCAGUUCCUCAGGCUCCUUGAAUGCACGUCAUGGUGGGAGCAGUGGUGUUGAAGAGCGGUCACCAGAGAGCCAGUCAGGUCCUUCAGUGGUGGUUGUGGACAGCUUCCCAGAGGUCGACAAAGCUGUGCUAGUGGAGCGCAUCGUCCGUCUGCAGAAGGCCCUGGCUCGCAAGCAGGAAAAAAUUGAGUUCAUGGAGGAUCACAUCAAGCAGCUGGUGGAGGAGAUCCGUAAAAAGACCAAAAUUAUCCAGAGCUACGUGCUAAGAGAAGAAACAGGGGCCCUCUCAUCAGAGGCAUCAGACAUUAACAAAGCCCACCUGAGCCGGAGGGGAGGCAUCAUGGCUUCGCUUUACACCUCCCACCCGGCGGACAGCGGGCUGACCCUGGAUUUGUCACUGGAGAUCAACAGGAAGCUCCAGGCUGUGUUGGAGGACACACUGCUGAAGAACAUCACUCUCAAGGAGAAUCUGCAGACGCUGGGCGCAGAGAUCGAGAGGCUCAUAAAACAGCAGAGAGACCCCGGGGACGAAGUAAGGAGGAAGUGACACGACGCACGGCGCAGGAAAGAGGAAAUAAAGGACCAAGAACUAUUCGAGGGAUCUCCAACCCGCCAAUUUUUUGAAUCGGACAACAAAAAUGCGACACACACUCGCGAAUAUGAAGGAGCGAUAUAAAUGUGUCAGUAGCACCUAAGGUUGCUUUUUGGAGGAUCUCUUGAACUCCGUUUGGAGAAAGUGUCUCAUAUUAAUUGAACUGUCACUAUUCCAUCCACAUUGUGCCACCUUCUGUUUCCUCCUUUGACACAACAAAUCUUCCUCUGGCAAACGUCCGUCUCCCCUGAGCCAUGCCAAGAUAAACAUUUGUUGCUUCAAGCUUGAAACUCUGACUUGCCUUGUAAAUGAAUCCGAUUGAAGAUGCCAUAAUUCUGAAUGUAUAGCAAAUUCUGUCUGGGAAAUUAGAAAACAUGAUUUGCCAGUGAUUGUUCGCAUAAGAAAACGGAAAAAGGCGAAGAAUUUGUAUCUUCUGGUGCAUUUCUCUCCUCACGGCGACUCACAUCUCUGUCCACCGUAAAUAAACUGAGGUGAGGUGAUCAUCGCCCAGCAUGCUCUCUCGACUCCUCUCCCGACGUCCAUCUGCCAAUAAGCCAAAUGUAUUAUUGAAAGGCUGCUUCUUCAGCUUGACAUCAUUACACAGCACUCCAUUUGUGAAGCAAAAGUGGAGGAAAAAAAAACAAAAACCCCAACA
Molecule: messenger RNA, 4091 nt
Organism: Thunnus maccoyii (southern bluefin tuna)
Lineage: Eukaryota; Metazoa; Chordata; Actinopteri; Scombriformes; Scombridae
Gene: ccdc186
Product: coiled-coil domain-containing protein 186
Exons: 17
Coding region: 305-3391 (1028 amino acids)
Biological process (GO): vesicle cytoskeletal trafficking
Cellular component (GO): trans-Golgi network
Molecular function (GO): small GTPase binding
Source: RefSeq, a predicted model, not a curated record